Molecule: messenger RNA, 603 nt
Organism: Rotaria sordida
Lineage: Eukaryota; Metazoa; Rotifera; Eurotatoria; Philodinida; Philodinidae
Source: the annotation of a GenBank genome assembly
AAUAUAAAUUAAAUUUUAAUAAAAAUGAAUAUAACUUAUGAAAAAAAUGUCUAUUAUUCAUUUUUUAUAUUUAUUUUAGAUAAUCCAGCUCAAUUUGAUGAUUGUUUUUGUUCAUCAAUUCUUUCUCUUAACAUUCCUACUAGAAAUAUAGCAUCUCAUUUACUAUCAUAUAGAUCAUCAAUUAAAUCAGCUGAUAUAAUUUAUCAUCUUGUUUGGUCAAUUAUGUCUCAUGAAAAAUUUACUGAUACAAUGCGGAAGACUGGGAAUAACGUUGCCAAGCUUGAGGAACUUCAAAAAAAAUAUGAAAGUGAAUAUGAUGAAACAUCAAAAGCUGUUCAAGAACUUGAAGAAGGACCACAAACUGAAACAACAACUAGUGAAAUCAAUCGUUUAAAACAACGUCAAGUAAAUCAAAAGAUCCAAAUUCGUGUAACUGGAUUAAAAGCUGAAAAAGUAGCAGAUGAUCGUGAUGCAAUACUUGGAAAAGAUUGUCAUUUUAAAGAAUUAAUCAUGGGCAAAAUGAAAUUUACAAUUAUUGAUUUAGAUGAUGGUGAUGAUCAAUAUAAUAUAACAAAUAAAUAUUUUAUUUCUUUUUUGUUAUAG